AAUGUAUGAUCAUAUGUUUCUCUACCAAAUCUUUCUGAAUUCCUUUCACCAAUAACAGCUUCCCACAUAUAUAAUUGAUGAACCAUCUGCUCUUUUUAUAGACCCGUUUACCCCUUUCUUCAAAGCUACAUCAUGACAUGGAAGCUAGUGAUUUGCUAUUUUCUAGCGAGAUGGAAAAAAACUCUUUAUCACACAAAGCAUACCCGAACCCAGCUAGUACAUUAAGGAAUCAGAUGAGAUUGAGAAUGUCUGUCUGUAUGUUUUCGAUGCUAUAAAUAUUACACAAUCUCGUAAAAUUUAUAUCCCCAAAUUAAGAGUGUCUACCAUAUGGCCAGAAGAACUCCUACCAUUUUAUCAACCCACAUCAUAAUUCUCUCCCUCCUUUCCUUUUCUGCCAUAACUUUGGUCUCUGGAACCUAUGAUGGUUUUGUGAGGACCAUGGACAGCAAAUUGCUGGGUCUCCAUAAGGAAAAGCUUAGCCAUUUCCGGUUAUAUUGGCACGACAUAUAUUCAGGGUCUAGUCCAACUGCUCUACGGCUAGUUCGACCACCCAACAAUGCCACAGGAACAUCAUUUGGUGCCAUAACCAUAAUUGAUGAUCCACUAACCCAAGGCCCUGAACUCAGCUCCAAAUUGCUAGGCAGGGCUCAAGGCUUCUAUGCACAAGCGUCACAACAACAGGUGGGUUUACUAAUGGUUAUGAACUUUGCAUUCACACAAGGUAAGUACAAUGGCAGCACUAUCACAGUGUUAGGGAGGAACCCGGUUUUCGACAAGGUGAGGGAGAUGCCGGUGAUCGGAGGAAGCGGGCUUUUCCGGUUUGCCAGGGGUUAUGCUCAGCUCAGGACUUACAGGUUCAAUCAAAGUACAGGGGAUGCCAUAGUUGAGUAUAAUGUGUAUGUGCUGCACUAUUGACAAUGCUAAACUUUUUCAAUGAUAUUGGGAUUUUAUUCUUAAUCAUUUAAUUAUAACAUGAGCUAAGUGGCAUUUACUUGCAAAGUAGGUCUAAAUAAAGAUUGGAGUCAUUUCUUGAUCAAGUAAAAGGAAAGCCUUUUGAUCUCUGCUAGUCCUUUGUAAUUUCUAGGCUUGUACGGAAGGAUUUUUCAUCCGUUAUGUCUUCUCUAUGCUAGUAUGAAAUUACCAGAAAAUUGCGUC
Ziziphus jujuba (common jujube) is the source of this 1155-nucleotide messenger RNA. RefSeq names its product dirigent protein 22-like. The record is from RefSeq and is a predicted model, not a curated record. NCBI's taxonomy places the organism in Eukaryota, Viridiplantae, Streptophyta, Magnoliopsida, Rosales, Rhamnaceae. The coding region runs from base 328 to 915 and encodes 195 amino acids. The transcript has a single exon.